Molecule: messenger RNA, 1401 nt
Organism: Helobdella robusta
Lineage: Eukaryota; Metazoa; Annelida; Clitellata; Rhynchobdellida; Glossiphoniidae
Exons: 1
Coding region: 1-1401 (466 amino acids)
Molecular function (GO): catalytic activity
Source: RefSeq, a predicted model, not a curated record
AUGCUAAAGUGUGGACUUUUGAAUGUAAGAUCGGCUGUAAACAAAGCUCCAUUGCUUAAUGAAGUUAUACAGGCAAAUAACUUGGAUGUUUUCAUCAUUACGGAAACAUGGGUACCUUCUGACGCUCCAAAUGCCAUAAAAUAUGGUUUGGCCCCAGAGGGGUAUUCCAUCUUGCUCCGUCAUCAUGGCUCAUCACAGGACAAACGUGGAGGAGGUCCGGCAGUUGUGCACAGCAACCUACUCAAAGCCACCUUAAUUGUUGAUGACAUGAAAUAUCUUGGCUUAGAAAAUCUCACAGUUAAAUUUAAUACAUAUUCAUCGUCUUUCAUCAUCAGCUCAAUCUACAGGCCACCAGGUCACGUUUCUACAGAUUUUAUAAAUGAAUUUAGUGAUCAUGUCGGCACCAUCAUCAAUUUCAACAUCCAAUUCAUCAUUUGUGGUGAUUUCAAUGCACCGGGGCAGCUCAAAGUCAUAAAACAACAUCUUGAAUCAACAAUUGAAGCCCUUGCACUUUUUCAGCACGUCAACUCUUCCACCCAUUCCCAUGGUAAUAUACUAGACCUCGUCAUCACCAGUAUACGUCAUACAUGCAUCAUAAACAACGUUGGAGUCAUGGACUGUGUUUUUUUUGACCACAGCCUUGUGACCUUCGAUACUAGAUUAUCAAAGCCAAAACCUCCAGUUAUUGUUCGUCAGCGUCGUAGUUAUCGUCGUUUUAGUUCAACUGCUUUUCAACAAGAACUCUCUGAUGCAUUCUACGAUAUACUUUCGCGUGGUGAUUAUGACGUGGACGAUCUUACAUCCGCUAUCCUCACAUCUACAACCAAUCUCCUUGACAAACAUGCACCUUUUAGACGUCUGUCCCUACGAGGCAGCAAUCGUCCAAAACAUCAACUUUCAAUUGGUGCUAUAAAUGCAAUUCGAAUCUGUCGUCGAUUAGAAAGACAGUCGAAGCGAUUUUGCUCAGAAAUCAUAAAAACUGAAUACAAGAAGGCUAAAGAGAUUGCUAAAACGUUAAUUAUGCAAUUCAAGAUCGACUCCAUCAAAGAAGAGCUUCACUCUAAAAGUAAACCUCGUGAUCUCUGGCGAUCGCUCAACAACCUCCUUCUUUCUCGUCCGCCGCAACACUAUUCUGAUGAUGAGUGCCAAAUCCUUGUCAACUCUUUCACAAAUGAUUUUAUAUCAAAAAUAAAUAAUAUACAUCAGUCAAUCAAAGACAAUAUAAUAACAGAUAACAUAACACCUUUUAAACACAGACCACAAUCAACAAAUAUAUUCGAUGCCUUUUCUGCUGUUUCGGUUUCAGAGGUGUUAAAACUCACCUCGUCUCUUGAUAAUAAGACGUUGACGUUUUGCCUACUGUUCUUCUCAAAAAAUUUUCUUCACUCUUUGCUUUUGUGA